GGAAAAUUGCACGAUUGCUUGCUGCUAUCCUGCGGUAUUUUCGCGCGACUAACUUCACGCGGUGUAGUUUGAGUUUGCUAAAAACUUCAUAUAUGGGCAACGGAGGACGACAAAGACACGAAGGUUUCUCUCACAACGAUUUCGUUGAGGUAGCGUGAUGUUUUUCACAGAAACGCUUUACGUUCUACCUCGUCGCAGGCCAUGAAUUACGUUUUUUGACUGUCUUGGAAACACAGUACUGGAUUUGGCACGGGCAAAGCUGCUUCUGACUGAUCGCAGCUCGGCACCAUGGCUUUACGUCGUGGAAAACGCAACCUGAAAUUACAGGUCUCCGAGGAAGCACCUGUACCAGUGACACCCCCGAGGAAUCUAGACAAACGAACUACCAUUACAAUAGACGACAAGACAUUUGUUGUGGAGGCCGAUGACUUAGAAACACUGUGUGUUCUUGGACGUGGAGCAUAUGGGAUUGUUGAUAAAGUGCGGCAUAAACAAAGUGGUACAAUUAUGGCAGUAAAGAGAAUAACUGCAACUGUUAAUACACAAGAGCAGAAGAGAUUACUUAUGGAUUUAGAUAUUUCCAUGCGUAGCUCAGCAUGUCCCUACACAGUACAAUUUUAUGGAGCCUUGUUUCGAGAAGGAGAUGUGUGGAUAUGCAUGGAAGUAAUGGAUAUGAGCCUUGAUAAGUUUUAUACAAAAGUAUAUAAACACGGUCGUGCCAUUCCUGAAGAUAUCUUAGGAAAAGUGGCAUUUGCGGUAGUAAGUGCAUUGGAUUACCUCUAUUCACAAUUACGGGUGAUUCACAGAGAUGUUAAGCCUAGCAAUAUUUUAAUUAACCGGAAAGGUGAAGUAAAAAUAUGCGAUUUUGGUAUAUCUGGUUACCUCGUAGACUCCGUUGCUAAAACCAUUGACGCAGGAUGCAAACCAUACAUGGCUCCAGAAAGGAUAGACCCGUCGGGUAACCCGUCACAGUAUGACAUCAGAUCUGACGUCUGGUCGUUAGGAAUUUCCCUUGUUGAAUUAGCCACGGGGAAAUUUCCAUACGAGUCUUGGGGCACUCCGUUCGAACAACUGAAACAGGUGGUAAAGGACGAAGCUCCGAAGCUGCCUGCUGGAAAAUUUUCAUCCUCGUUCGAGGAAUUUAUCAAUAAAUGUCUAAUGAAGGAUUACACUGCCCGUCCAAACUAUAGUCAAUUGCUGAAACUCAACUUCAUUACGGAACACGCUCAGAAGGACACGAAUGUGGCAGAAUUCGUGGGAGAGAUUCUAGACUUACCGGACGCCGAACAGCCGGCAUAGUACACAUGCUACUUUGACAUAACUUGUAAUGUAAUUUGACUUGCUGUUCUAUUCCAUUUCGAUGGUUAUUUAAUGGCACGCAUUAUCAUAUGUAAUUUAUAUUGUCGAAUUGUUCGAUCAUUGUGUGUUGAAAUCGUAAAUGGCCGCUUGACACGUUGCGCCAGAUUUAUGUGUGGCAGUGAACGUGUUAAAUAAUUUCUUUAUCAUUGUUUUUUUUCAUUAAUGUCUAUUAACUGUUUUAUUUUUAUUAUGUAAUUAUAGUACAUACGUAUGUAUUUGUAUAAUUUGGCCUCGAAAAAUAAUAACUGCGUUCCGAUGCUCACUGCCAGUAUAAAAAAAUCUGUACUUUACGUCGCGUGUGAUAUAGAUUUCCAUUACUGGCAGUGACUAUCAUAACGCAGCCAAUUUGUAUCUAAUCCAAUUUGCAAUUUUCUUGUCAUACUGAAGGAAAUUGAUAAAAUACUACACAUAGAUAUUUUUUUUACCUGAUAGAACAGUGUAAGUUCAUAGCAUUGUGGUAACAAUAAAUAAUAGUAUCAUUAUUAUAUAUAUACAUAUACUUUCAUAGAAACAGAUUUAAAAGACCAACGAAUUUAUUAUAACAUUAAAAAUUGUACAUAGUAAUAAAAUAAUAAUCCAUAAUCAAAAUUCUAUUUUGCCUAGAAGACAGCUCCAAAAUUUAUAUUAGUCAUAUAUAAAUAGCGAUGAGAAUAAUGUUAGAAUGAUAUAUAAAAACAGAAUUUUGUAACUCUGAUGUUUGUUUUUGUGUGUGCAUAUAGUGUAGAAGAGUAACGUUUAUUGUAGAGGUGAGGGAGUCUUCUCUGGAAAAGUCGUUGACUUUUUUCUACGUAUAUAUUCUAGCCUCAUAAUGUAAUAGAAAUUGACAUCGAAUAAACGAUUAUUUGAAU
Molecule: messenger RNA, 2207 nt
Organism: Pseudomyrmex gracilis
Lineage: Eukaryota; Metazoa; Arthropoda; Insecta; Hymenoptera; Formicidae
Gene: lic
Product: dual specificity mitogen-activated protein kinase kinase 6
Exons: 7
Coding region: 289-1299 (336 amino acids)
Biological process (GO): stress-activated MAPK cascade; protein phosphorylation
Molecular function (GO): ATP binding; MAP kinase kinase activity
Source: RefSeq, a predicted model, not a curated record